GAUUACUUCACUUCGCAAGUUUAUAUAAACGAUGUAGGAGAAGUGUCCAACAUUCGUUAAUCCUUGACUGAUAUAAAACAUGCUGAGAGUAUUUACCUAAUCAACAAAUAGCAGCACUGCAAACCUGCAGGACAUCAUUUUAUACGAUCGGAUGGUGUUUCGACUAUGGUUACUUUAGAACACUCCAGUGGCUCCAAGGAUGAUACAGAGGCCAUCCUGCCUCAGGAACAAGAACCGGAGAAGAGAAGAAUUCAGUCCCCCUCCCAACUAUAUGGAGCCAUCACCGGGAACAGUACAGGCAACCUAGGAGAUACCUGCCCGACUUGUUGGGGAGUAGGGCGUAUUCCAAGAGGACAUGAUCAGCUAGUGGCAGUCAUCCCAUGUUCAGACAUUAGACUGAGGCCCAGCCAGACGAAACUCUAUGUGUGUAUUUCGGUGGUGGUGUGUCUCCUGAUCUGCUGUCUGAUCCUCUUCUUCCUCUUCCCACGGAGUAUCUCACUGUCCCUUGUCACCGUCAAAUCAGUGAUGGUCUUCUUCACCCCACAAACAGUUGAAAUGCAAAUCACGAAUGUCUUUAACGUCACCAAUGAGAACUUUGCGGACAUUCAAUUCUUGGAAUUUGAUAUACAAGUGCUGAUUGCUGAAAGAGUGGUUGGCAGGAUCAAGAUAUCUAAUAUGACGGCGGUCAAAUCACGUUCAGAGAAAGCGUAUACUGUUGUCAUACCCAUAACAAUUGAGGACCCAGGCCUGAAUAAUUACUGCAAGUCAAACACCAUAAGGAUUCACACCUUGUUCUUGCGUUUGCAAAUGACAAUGAAUAUUUCCUACUUGGCUCACUCGGAGCAGCUGUCAGAAGACACCUUUGAGUACAUUGACUGUGGAGCCAACACCACCAUCCCCCACCCUAUUGGGCAAAUUCUUUUUGAAAGAUGAAAGCCUGUCAAUGAGGGAUCCCCAAAGUGAAAAGGUUUAUUAUGAACAAGAUAGACUCUAAGGAAUAGGGGCCUCUUCCAUUCUAUCUUAUGUCCAGAGGUCAUAAAAAAUAUAUUGAUACAUUUUUCGUUGUCAAAGGGAAAUGUAUACAUAUAGUAUUGUAGUAGACUAUAGUAUUGUCCUAUGCUCUGUUCACAUUAUUUACUUUGCCAUAUUCUUCUGAGGUAGUUUUUUGAAUGAUUUAUGAACUGUGAAAGUACAUGUUGGUGGUUUUAACAUAAUUGUAGGGAUUUAAAACAUACACUGAGUGUACAAACCAUUAGGAACCCCUUCCUAAUAUUGACUUGCACCCCCCUUUUCCCUCAGAACAGCCUCAAUUUGUCGGGGCAUAGACUCUACAAGGUGUCGGCCCAUGUUGACUC
Molecule: messenger RNA, 1355 nt
Organism: Oncorhynchus gorbuscha (pink salmon)
Lineage: Eukaryota; Metazoa; Chordata; Actinopteri; Salmoniformes; Salmonidae
Product: transmembrane protein 106B-like
Exons: 8
Coding region: 166-933 (255 amino acids)
Source: RefSeq, a predicted model, not a curated record